This is a messenger RNA of Mus pahari (shrew mouse), 1278 nucleotides long. It is a transcript of the gene Gnb4, whose product is annotated as G protein subunit beta 4. Gene Ontology annotation, biological process: G protein-coupled receptor signaling pathway. The record is from RefSeq and is a predicted model, not a curated record. NCBI's taxonomy places the organism in Eukaryota, Metazoa, Chordata, Mammalia, Rodentia, Muridae. Gene Ontology annotation, molecular function: protein binding; signaling receptor complex adaptor activity. The coding region runs from base 192 to 1214 and encodes 340 amino acids. Gene Ontology annotation, cellular component: heterotrimeric G-protein complex; cytoplasm. The transcript is spliced from 10 exons.
CCCCCGCCCCGCGCGCCUCGCCCGGGUCCCCGCCCCGUCCGGCGUGCAGGGCUCUGGGUGUGGUCGCCGUCUUGUGUGGCGGAGCCAGCUAGUGGUUCGCGACCCGCAGCCGGGCGCUCAGCAGUAGCGCGGUGGUGGCGGCCUGGCUCCAGCUCUUCACUUGAGACGCCUGAGGGAAACCACCAGGCAGGAUGAGCGAGCUGGAGCAGCUGAGGCAGGAGGCUGAACAGCUUCGGAAUCAGAUCCAGGAUGCUCGGAAGGCCUGCAACGACGCCACGCUGGUUCAGAUCACGUCUAACAUGGACUCUGUGGGCCGAAUACAAAUGCGAACAAGGCGCACGCUGCGCGGCCACCUCGCUAAGAUCUACGCCAUGCACUGGGGAUAUGAUUCCAGGCUACUAGUCAGUGCUUCGCAAGAUGGAAAAUUAAUUAUUUGGGAUAGCUAUACGACAAAUAAGAUGCACGCCAUCCCGCUGAGGUCCUCCUGGGUGAUGACCUGCGCCUACGCCCCAUCUGGGAACUACGUUGCCUGUGGAGGCUUGGACAACAUCUGCUCCAUAUACAACCUGAAGACCCGAGAGGGGAAUGUGCGGGUGAGCCGAGAGCUGCCAGGGCACACAGGCUACCUGUCCUGCUGCCGGUUCUUAGAUGAUGGACAGAUCAUUACCAGUUCAGGAGACACGACGUGUGCUUUGUGGGACAUCGAGACCGGACAGCAGACGACGACCUUCACGGGACACUCGGGUGACGUGAUGAGCCUCUCACUGAGUCCUGACUUGAAGACCUUUGUUUCUGGUGCUUGUGACGCAUCCUCAAAACUGUGGGAUAUCCGAGACGGGAUGUGUAGACAGUCUUUCACAGGACACAUCUCAGACAUCAACGCUGUCAGUUUCUUCCCGAGUGGAUAUGCCUUUGCCACCGGUUCUGAUGAUGCCACCUGCCGACUCUUUGACCUCCGUGCAGACCAGGAGCUCCUGCUGUACUCUCAUGACAAUAUCAUCUGUGGCAUCACUUCUGUGGCCUUCUCAAAGAGCGGGCGCCUCCUGCUAGCCGGCUAUGACGACUUCAACUGCAGUGUGUGGGACGCUCUGAAAGGAGGCCGGGCAGGUGUCCUUGCUGGUCAUGACAACCGUGUUAGCUGCUUAGGUGUGACUGAUGACGGCAUGGCUGUGGCCACUGGCUCCUGGGACAGUUUUCUUAGAAUCUGGAAUUGAGUGCCAUAUUUUCUGUUCUCCAAUGAUAUCUGGAGAAAUCCAUGCUACAGCCUAUAGCUGUGAG